Messenger RNA from Haliotis rufescens (red abalone), 700 nucleotides. RefSeq names its product glutathione hydrolase 1 proenzyme-like. The transcript is spliced from 4 exons. The coding region runs from base 65 to 697 and encodes 210 amino acids. The record is from RefSeq and is a predicted model, not a curated record. Gene Ontology annotation, cellular component: plasma membrane. Gene Ontology annotation, molecular function: glutathione gamma-glutamate hydrolase. Gene Ontology annotation, biological process: glutathione catabolic process. NCBI's taxonomy places the organism in Eukaryota, Metazoa, Mollusca, Gastropoda, Lepetellida, Haliotidae.
AGGAACUAUUCCGAACGACGUUAAAUGUGAACUCACUCAUUCGCUCACACAGCUGGUUAGAAAUAUGACGUCGCGUGACUUUGGCGACUACAUCCGAGGCAGCAUCACGGACAGCGUCACGCACGACACCGACUAUUACGGGGCGACGUUCUACGACCAGACAAAGACGGGGACGUCCAACGCCUGCAUCAUCGACGCCGAGGGCAACGCUGUUACCAUAACGGCCGCGAUAAAUACAUUUUUUGGUUCCAAAAUUCGCGGACGUAGAACCGGGAUUACCUUCAAUAAUGAAAUGGACGACUUCUCAACACCAGGCAUCAUCAAUCAAUUCGGCGUCCCUGCCUCUGAAGCCAACUUCAUCAAACCCAGGAAACGCCCCCAGUCCUCUAUGUGCCCGUCAAUCAUCGUCAACCAGACUUCCGGUGAUGUUGUCAUGACGAUAGGUGCUUCCGGUGGGACCAGAAUCACCACAUCAGUGGCUUUAGUGGCGAUGUUUGCCUUGAGGAUGGGGGUGCCGAUAGCAGAUGCAGUUGAUCACAAGCGUCUACAUCACCAGUCAUUGCCGAAGCAAAUACGUAUUGAGAGAGGUUUUUCUCAUGUAAAUAGGUCAAUUGCCGCAAAGUUGGGCAACUUUGCUUGUCAGUGUCACGUCUCUGAGAUAUCAGACCGUUUUAGUUUGCUGUCCUCCCAGGGCUAGGAU